This is a messenger RNA of Aspergillus melleus, 756 nucleotides long. RefSeq lists its product as uncharacterized. The transcript has a single exon. Lineage: Eukaryota; Fungi; Ascomycota; Eurotiomycetes; Eurotiales; Aspergillaceae. The record is from RefSeq and is a predicted model, not a curated record. The coding region runs from base 154 to 756 and encodes 200 amino acids.
GUUUUUGGAAAAAGGCUGCGAUCUGAUAGCCUCCGGGGGUCCCUUCUCGGCGCCUAUAUAGCAUACAGGACACCCCUGGCUUUUCCAAGGUCUCCUUCCUCAGAAGUCCAGAUACAAGCCAUCCAGGCACAUGCAUAUUCUUUCUUAGUCACAAUGUCCCUUGGUCCAGAAGCCUCUCAAUUUCCGGCAAUGGUCCGUCGCGGACUGCCUCGUUUAAACCCUCGCAUUCCUCCCAUCGCCAGCAAAGGCUCCGGCCCCGGCAAGCUGGCCGCGAUCUCGCAAAGCAAACUCCAGCGAGAAUCCAUGUCCCACUCGCCAGACCUCCGCCGAUGUCUCGGUCAUCACGACGUCUAUCGCAAGUCCGUGAAAGCGGCACAAGAAAAUGCCAGGCAACGCAUCGACGCCAUGAGCGGCGAAGAGGAAGCCGUCUCGGGCGAAACACCCAUCAACACGCCUAGAGAUGAGACUCUCAUGCCUCAUUUCCGCGCUCAGAUUACCAAUGCCGUCAAGGCAAUGGUUCGGCGCCGUUAUCCAACUGGUGCUCCGGAAACAACAGAACCCAAAGUACAGGAGCCCAAAGUACAAGAGAUCAAGCUACAAGAAGCCAAACUGCAGGCCAUUCCAGUAGUAGCUCAAGGGUCGCCGAAAAUGGUGACGGUUAUCAAGAGAAGUCGUCGUCACGCAUCCUGGCUUCUACCGGGGCGCAAGAAUCUCGCGCAGUCGAGCCAGCUGAUCGCACCGAACGCUGCGGGGUGA